AUGUUAAAAAAGUUUGGACCAGGCACUGAUUAUUAUUCUGAAACGACAGAAUUAGACUUGAAACGAACAUAUAUUAAAAAUGAACGACAGUCAUUACUCGAUUCUUCUAUCAUUCAAUUACCAAAAGCAAUGCAACAAAAUCAGGAAACAUUGUUUAUGUCAUCGGUUGAAAAAGCUCGAAUACGAAAUGAAACUUUAUUAAAAUCCAUUCAAAAAUUAAAUAACGAAAUCGAUAAACAUUUAAAACAACCUGAUAGUACAAAAUUUACGACCUUAAAAAGUAAUUAUUGGGACAUGGUUAGUAAAUUAUUGCCAGUAUGGGAACGCGAAUUAGCUGAAUAUGAAGAACGUAAACGACAUGAACAUAAUGAUAAUAGGCAAGAUGUAUAA
Molecule: messenger RNA, 390 nt
Organism: Rotaria socialis
Lineage: Eukaryota; Metazoa; Rotifera; Eurotatoria; Philodinida; Philodinidae
Source: the annotation of a GenBank genome assembly